CCUCUCCAUCCGAUUCCCACAAAGAUACUCCUGGCCGAUGCAGGGACAAGCGCAUCUCUUUUUCUACGCAAUACCGGGGAAUUGGGUAAGGGGAGAAGUAUUGCUCCCGAGUUAUCGGUUCCGAGCAGGGCUCGCGUGUCACCAGCGGAGAGCUGGCAGGAAGCGAAAAGAGAACGAUGGGUCGCACUCCCGCUGGUGACAGGCGGCAGAGCCAGAAGAGGAAAUCAGAAGGUGUGGGGACAACCACCACAAUCCAGUCCCUCGACCAGGACAUCCUCUGCAUGAUCUUCGCGCUCCUCGACUUCUUCGACCUCGUUCGUUGCUCCGCCGUUUGCAAAUUCUGGAACACAAUUGUCAGUAAAUCUAAAUUACUGCAAGUAUUCUACUCCAAGCAGCAGAGGGAUUCUAUGAAUUUUUUGAAUAAUUCUACAUGCUCAGAGAGAUCAUUGAAGAGAUAUUUAGAGGAGCAGGCCAUGGAGCAUAACAGAUUGUGCUUACAAGAAGGUCAAAUUGAUAUUAAUCAAUGGAAGGGUCAUUCAGUUGGGGUCAAUCAGUGCCGAAUGAAGAUGGGCUUGGUUCUUACUGGUGUUGGUGAUAAGAUAAUGCGUCUCUGGUCGUUAGAAAGCUACAAAUGUGUGGAAGAACAUUCUGUUCCGGACAUGAUCCCAGUAGUGGACUUUGAUUUUGAUGAGAGCAAGAUUGUUGGUUUGGUUGGUACCCGUAUAUGCAUAUGGAGGCGGAAUGGGCAAAGAAGUAUAUUUCCUUCAAGUGAAGGCACCUUUGUAAAGGGUUUAUGCAUGCGCUACUACGAUCCAGAGGCAGUGGUUGGAUGCGAGGAUGGGACAGCUCGUGUAUUUGACAUGUACAGUAAGAAGUGUUCUCGGAUAAUUAGGAUGCAUGCUGGGCCAGUAAAAUGCCUGAGCAUGAGUGAUGAUCAGUUGAUACUUAGUGGUUCCACUCUUGGGAGCAUCACAGUCUCAGGAAUUUUAUCUGAUCAGCGGGUAGCAACACUAAGAUCAACAGACUCAACAGGCAUAAGGAGUUUGUGUCACCACGCUAGCUCGCAUCUAGUGUUUGCUGGAUCAACGGCUGGAUAUACAUCUUGUUGGGACCUUAGGACAAUGAGAUCUGUAUGGGAGACACGUGUGAGUCCCAAUGUUGUAUAUUCUUUACAACACCUGCGAAAUGACGCAUCAACUUUAGUCGUUGGCGGAAUCGAUGGUGUGCUGCGCAUUUUAGAUCAAAAUACAGGUAAAGUUCUUUCAAGCUGCGUUGUGGGAGGUAACAUGCUAUCAAGCUCCCAGAACACAAAUGGAGGCCCUGAAGGAAGAAAAGGAAGAAGGGUUUCAGAAGAUAUCCGCAUUGACACCAUUCCUAGAACUGCUCGACCUCCCAUCACAUGCUUGGCUGUUGGGAUGAAGAAGGUUGUCACCACACAUAAUAGUAGGUACAUCAGAUUGUGGAAAUUCAAUAACUGAAAGACCAGUACUACUGGUUUUAGACAAAUGCUUUAUUGUAUUCUUCCAUUCUUUUCCUAUCCUCCCAUUUUAAAAAUCUACAAUUGGAUUUGUAAUUGGAUCUGUAGGACCCACACGCAGGUCCUAUGUUAGCCCUACAGAUUCAAUGGAUGAUUUUUAAAAUGCGAGGAUGAGAGAACAACCUAAGUGCAUUAAAUGGCAGGUCUCCUGCUUUUAUCCUCA
Messenger RNA from Alnus glutinosa, 1700 nucleotides. RefSeq names its product F-box/WD-40 repeat-containing protein At3g52030. The record is from RefSeq and is a predicted model, not a curated record. The transcript has 9 exons. Gene Ontology annotation, molecular function: protein binding. NCBI's taxonomy places the organism in Eukaryota, Viridiplantae, Streptophyta, Magnoliopsida, Fagales, Betulaceae. Bases 177 to 1478 code for a protein of 433 amino acids.